UAUUUAUUCCCAUCGCCGGACAUGGUCGACCGUGCUGUGGUCUCGGUAGCAAGCUAAGUCUGUGUUGUGUUGACUUUCAUAUUGAUAAUAAUAAUAAUUAUAACAUUAUUGUUUGGAAGGAAAAGAAUCAGAAAGAAAGAAAGAAUAAAGAAGAAAGGAAGAAAGACAUUAUGUAUUCCAAGGGGAAGGUUCUCAUCACCGGACUCAACGGCUACCUCGCCGGCCGAGUCGCCGAAGCUGCGCUGAGGGCUGGAUAUGACGUACGCGGCACCGUCCGAAAUCUAGAUGCCGGCGCCGAAGUACAGCAAGCGUUGUUGAGUCUGGGGUGUGGAGGCCGAGCCGAAGUCGUACACGUCCCCGAUAUGGCCGAACCUGGUGCCUUUGACAAGGCUGUAGUCGGAUGUACUGCGAUCAUCCACCUCGCGUCACCUGUUAAAGAAACAUGGACGAUGGAGCCACGCAAGUUAGUCAAAUAUGCUCUAAGCGGCACCAUGGGGGUUUUAGAGUCGGCAUGGAACGCCGGCCCACAACUACGAAGCGUCAUUUUUAUGUCUUCAGCUGCCGCCAUGUUCGAUGUACCCCCUAAAACUGGCGUUUACACCGAAAAAGACUGGAACACGACCUCCGAGGAAGCUGUGGCAGAACUGGGCGCUAAUGCUGGGGGACUGCACGCCUAUUGCGCCAGCAAAACUGCCUCCGAGAGGGCGUUCUGGAGGUUUCGUGACGAGCGGAAACCUGCCUUUAGCAUGACUACUAUCCAAGCCACAUAUUUCAUCGGCCCACCCCUCGUACCCUGGAAAACCCAAGACGAGAUCCCCUUCUCCCUGACCAACAUCUGGAAGCUCUUGCAAAAAGCAGACAUCCCAGGGCCCAUGCUCCUCUACGAGUCCAGCAUCGACAUCCGCGACGUAGCGCGCGUGAUCCUGUGGUCGGCCUCGCACCCCACCCAAGCCGACGGCGAGCGCUUCCUCUGCGCGUCCGCGGUGGGCGGGGCCCAGGCCAUCGCAGACAUCCUGAACCAGCACCGGCCUUCCUUCGGGGUGGCGAGGGGGGAUCCGGGAGAGGGGUACGAGACGGGCUACGCGCCGGCGGCGAGUGGGAUUAUCGCGUUCGAUGCGACGAAGGCGUUGCGGGCGACGGGGCAGGAGUGGAUACCGUAUGAGAUGACUAUCGUGGAUACGGCGGAUUUCCUGUUGAAGAAGUACCUCCAAUGAUACCUAUGUUUAGGGUGGCGAAAUGGGCGGGGGAGAUAUGUUUAUAGUGGUGAUGGAGUGAGCAUAAGUCAUAUAGGUACCCAAGAAAUAUAGGUAUGGCUAAAAGGCGUGAGGACUAAGGGGUAUAGGGUACAUAUAGUCCUAGAACUCCCCCGGAUCAAAUCCCUUUUUGCCGCUGGGGUGUGUAGGUAUCAUCUUGUUUACACGAGUAGACUAGCUUCUUAUUAACUGUAUAUUAUUUAGUUUAAUCUAAGCCUUUACCAUGGGGCUAUGAGAUCAAAUGCAGUUGUGAGAAGGCCAGAUUAAUCACCGUGAGGUUAUUGUCGGCUAGGUGGUGAUGGAUAUAUGAUUAAUCAAGCGUGUGUGAAAAAAAGGUGUCAAGAGACCGCAUAUUAUUCACAUAUCACCGCUCUUCUCCUACGCUUUUGCAAGAGCUGAGUUUCCCGUAGGUAAUUGUGUAAUCGAAAUCAUAUGAACGAUAGGGAGUGGCGAGGGUAACUUGGGGCUGAUACACCACAAUAUCCAUUAUUACAUGAAACCGCCUAGCCUAGAGAUUACUAGGUGUCCGGUAAAGAACCAUCGUCUAAUUCCUGUAUGAGAGAGAGCAAGCGUU
Messenger RNA from Hypoxylon fragiforme, 1827 nucleotides. RefSeq names its product NAD(P)-binding protein. The record is from RefSeq and is a predicted model, not a curated record. The transcript is spliced from 3 exons. Lineage: Eukaryota; Fungi; Ascomycota; Sordariomycetes; Xylariales; Hypoxylaceae. Gene Ontology annotation, molecular function: oxidoreductase activity, acting on the CH-OH group of donors, NAD or NADP as acceptor. The coding region runs from base 171 to 1214 and encodes 347 amino acids.